CUUGCGGACAAUCUGUGUGGAACGUAAGUUUUUUUUUAUGGAUGGCAAUAUUUUUUUCAUUGAAAAAUAAGUGAAGAAAAAAUCUAAUGAUUUUCAGUAAAAGGUGGAAAAAGAGUUGAUUAGAGAGAGAGAGUGUGUUGCUAUGAAGAUCAAUAGUUACCUGAGGGCAAUUGCCCAUACGAAGGAUCGAACACUUUUCCGGUACUUUCUUCUAGUUGCUCUCCGGAUUGCUUUGGUUUUUAUACCACAAACAGGCUACAUUCAUCCGGAUGAGUUCUUUCAAGCAUUGGAACCAAUGGCAGGGGAUGAAUUUCAUCUGGAGGUGGUGAGGACAUGGGAGUUCAAUGCCACAUUCCCAAUUCGGAGUGUCGUUGUGCCAUUUGGGAUCAUUAAAUUGCCCUUUAAUAUCUUCAAAUUCAUCAAUGGCUAUACCAUCUACUUCCUGGGUGUGAAUCUCAUCUCCAGCUACGCACUUCUCGUAUUCCCGCGUUUCUGCAUGUGUUUGCUGUCCUUUGUGUGUGACUACAGCAUGUUCCGGAUUUGCCGUGUAUAUGGGCUGAGGCAUGAGAUGAGACUCCUCAUGCUGGGUAGUUCAUACGUGAUGCUUGUCUUUGGUACACGUACAUUCAGCAAUACAGUGGAAAUGAUCCUGGUGGCUAUUCUUCUGUGCCUCGUCUCUGAAUGCAUGCUCCUCUCAAAUACUGUAAUCAAACAGACAGAGAUCCUAUACGAUAAAUACCAGGAAGCCACGAAGAUUGUGGAAAAGGUGAAAAUUUUCAAGCUAAAAAGUGCCCUACCGGCUCAUAGUUUCAACCGUUGCUUCCUGAUUGCUUCCUUGUGCGUUGUGGGUGUCUUCAAUAGGCCAACAUUCCUGUUCUUCGGCAUGCCAAUUGUCUUCUUCUGGCUUCUCCGUGGUCUUGGGACGAAAACCAUCACAUUCCUGGAUUUUAAUGUUCGCGUGGGGCUCUUUGUUCUUUCUGCCGUACCUGCCUUGCUUCUGUGCACCCUUGUGGAUUCUCUCUACUUUGGCUACUUAACGUUGGAGGAAGUUGAAAAGCUGGAUAUUGGAAUUAACAAUUUUGUCUUUACACCCCUCAACUUUAUUCGCUACAACAUCAAUCCCAGCAAUACAGCUCUACAUGGGAUUCAUCCAUGGUACCUUCACGUUCUCGUCAACAUUCCCCUGCUCUUCAAUGUCUUGGGCAUCGUGGCAAUCACUUCUGCUAUUGUCUUUCUUUUCCGAUUCUCCCGUGGGGAAUAUUCAUCCCUGCCACGAGCACAAUCAAUUGUUGGACUUAUGACGGUAGCCUGUGUAACCCCAACUAUCCUCUUGUCCCUAAUUAAUCACCAAGAACCACGAUUCCUCAUCCCUGUCCUCCUACCCAUUGUUCUUCUUCAUGCUCCAAAGUUUCACAGCGGAUUCUUCUAUGAAAAUCCCUUCCGGCUGCGUAAUGCCCUCACGGAAUUCAUCUAUGAGAAAUUUCUCUCUGUUGAGGCGUCCAAGAGGUACCUCAAAGUAUGGUACAUUGCUAACAUUGUGUGCACCCUCUUCUUUGGCUUCCUCCACCAAGGAGGUGUUAUCCAACUAACCAAUCAUAUUGCACGCGAAAUAGACACCCGCGGGAAUGAUGUGAAUAUCCAUUUGGUGACAAGUCACAUCUAUAGUGUCCCCAUGAGUAUUCUCCGUAUACCAAGUAGCAAACUUCUCUACACAAAUCCCUACAAUGGGCAGAAAUUCAAGCGAGAAAAGAGAUUUUUCCUCUACGAAUACGGUGGCAUGGAGAUGCGAAUGCUGUACAAGAGACUGAAGCUCAUUCUGGAUGUGAAUGAAUUGAAGCUUGUGGGACGAAAGCAAAAGUACGCACUAUUCCUGGCUAUCCCAUCAAGUCUCACGGAUGAUCUCAAUAUGGCCUUCUACGGGAGCAACAGUACUCUAAUGCAACAUAAGCAAGUUAGAGUUUUCUACCCGCAUCUAUCCACGGAAGCCAUGCCCAGUGCAUUCAGGCGACAUCCGUGUGAGGUAAAUACGGAUUUUUUUGAGAUUGACGACACUUGUAGUGCCUUUGACAAGGAUGACGCGUACUCCGUGGAUACGAUACUCAGGCAGUUCUCAUCUGUUGUCCAUCAAUUUGGUUUGGUACUCUAUCGAAUUGAGGUCAGCCGGAAAAAAGUCUAAAUAAAUUGAAAAGUAGAAGUAAUGAGCGAUAAAAUCAUUCUAGUCCACAGAAAAAAAAAACAAUAAAUUACUUAAAAGAGACUUAUGCUAAAAUUAUGAGAACAAAUAAUUCUAAAAAAAAUAGCAUGAAAAUUAACUUAAAAAAGAACAAUUCUUUACAUACUACAGAAAAUCAUUUAAUUGUUUUUUUUUUUCGUCAUAAUGCUGAAGAUUUGAUUGAGAGAAUUCAUGAAAAAUAUUUCUUUUUUUUUUUUUUAAUGCAAAACUCAACCAAAAAUACUGAAUUGAAAAAAAAAAGAUCGAACGCCUUGAAGUAACAUUGAAAAUUCAUAAUGUGAGGUUGUCCAAAAGAAAUUUCCAUUUAAUCUUAAAUUACAAUAUUAUCUAACUCUGCGUGAUUCUUCUCCGGCUGUGUGUAUAUUACAUAAAUUGUGCCCGUGGUUGAAUAAAAUCGGCAUAAAUUUCUCUGCGCUUAUCUGCAGUCGCUCGACUUUUUUUUCUUUGCUUCAUACUCUUCGUCUUUUAAUGUCACCAUCAAAUGCAACUAAAACAUGUCGCAAUGGUCCAGCCUAAACUAAAUCUACAAUUCCGAUUUUUUUUCUUAUUAAAUUUAUUUUAAAACUUUUUCUUGUCUUUCUCACCACCACGAAUUUUGUGAGAAAGUGCACACGUUUCUUUGAAAUUUCCUUUUGCAACAUUAUUUUCAUCGCAAAGACUCACGAGAUUGCAUUUUUUUUGCACAAAUUUUGACCACAUUCAACACAUUCAACGAUGCUUUAGGCCAUAAUUAACAAAUAAUUUUGAAUUAAAAAGAAUCAACGAAGAUGACGAAGAUUUAAGAGGAAAGGAGAAGCCUGAACAAGAGACCUUGAGAGAUUUCUUUCGUCUAGCAAUGCAGUAGAAUCAGCAAGAUAAAUUGAACCAAUUCCAUGCACCUCUUUGCCUCACAAAAGCCCAAAGAUAGAACUUCUAUUAAGGAAAAAAAAAGUCAAAUGAUUGACAAUUUAAUUGUGAAUUAUUUGUAGCUAAAUAAAUAAAUAAUUUAAGUGAAGAUAUAUAAUAAAAAUUUUUAUCGAAAGAAA
Molecule: messenger RNA, 3258 nt
Organism: Lutzomyia longipalpis
Lineage: Eukaryota; Metazoa; Arthropoda; Insecta; Diptera; Psychodidae
Gene: PIG-Z
Product: GPI mannosyltransferase 4
Exons: 2
Coding region: 143-2176 (677 amino acids)
Biological process (GO): GPI anchor biosynthetic process
Cellular component (GO): endoplasmic reticulum membrane
Molecular function (GO): alpha-1,2-mannosyltransferase activity
Source: RefSeq, a predicted model, not a curated record